Porites lobata is the source of this 1679-nucleotide messenger RNA. The record is from the annotation of a GenBank genome assembly. Lineage: Eukaryota; Metazoa; Cnidaria; Anthozoa; Scleractinia; Poritidae.
UCUCUUGUCGGAGGCCGUCUAAACUCAGAGUUUGCCAGGAGCGGAUCAAUUAAAGUAUCAAAGACCAAAGAGCUGGAAAAUGGUAUGUAUUUCAGUGUAUUUUAAAAACGUCAAUGCAUGGGUCUUUCUUUUAAUCCUUACUUUUUCAAUUUCAAGUAUACUUGUGGCUCUUGUUCCAUGAAAUUUCUUAAUUGAAUAAAGGGAAUUGCUGGAAUGAGACAAAUCGGUUUCGACUACAGGGAACGGUUCAUCUCACGGGUCAGCGUGUAGAGGAAAAAAUAUGGGAUUUUUGGACUAAACGAUAAGGAUCUAAAGUAACAGAAAUAUAUGCAAAAGAACUCACUCAGUUUUAAAAUUUUUUUCCGUUUUUGUUAAGAUCAAAAUAACCGGCAGUUCAAUUACGGCGAAUCUUUUCCUGAGGAAGGUUCAGCCAUUUGUGGAUUGGUGAGUGAGACGCGUCAUUAUGGACAAGGUAAGAAAAAUCUCUUAUUUCAAAAUUUCUAACCUUAUUUUUUAUAGAACUUCCCGUAGGUGGUAUUAAUUUUUUUUCGCUUGUGCAACAGGGUGGGAAAAACCAGCGUUCCUUUUUCAGUUUACAAGUUGCAUAACAAUAAAGUGAAAAAGAACAAGUACCUAUUGCCAUAUGCUAGCUAAAUUAAAAGUUCCAGGCAAGGCUAUUGACCAAGAGAAUGUGAUAAAAUUGAAAUAAAAACAGGUGGUAGAAUUUGUUUGCCCUACAGUGUAUUUGACGUUGUGGCUUUACCUUAGUUCUUUCAGCCAUAUUGUCGAUAUUUAUAGCCGGCUGCGCGAGACGGUAAGAUAAAGCGAGUCCUACUUUCUGAUUGGCUACCCGAUUUGGUAAGAUGUGCCUAUGUUAGUGGACUAUAUUCUUGUUAAUUGCUUGCGUUUCUAAAAUCUCGGUUUGUGAAAAGCCAAGUGGCUCACUAUGCACCCUUCCAGUUGGUAUUUUUAUUUUUCAUGAAAAUAAGAGGAGGGAACAAUGACAGAUUGUUUGAUCGCUCACGCGUUCUUACUUAAGCAAAAAUACGCCCCUAAGUCUAAACCCAAGAUAGCGUCGUUGGCUGGUGAUUUUUGUAAGGCCUGAAGCUCGUAGAAAUUUACAGUCGGAUUCAAUAUGGAUUGAUGAUGAUUUAAUAUUCUUUUCAGGAGUAAACUUGCAAGUUGAACAAAGGCGGGUCAAUUUCUGUCGGAUGACUCAUGUUUCGUCAUUGACAAGAGCCCAUGAGCAACAUAAUGGAGUGGUAAGAAUGGUCGGGGAAACUGCCCACCUACCCUUCCCCUAAGCCAACAUUUUGCCCUAAGUGAGAAGUAAAUGUAAAUGUUGGCUUAGGGGAGGGGUAGGUGAGCAGCUUUCUAGAAACACAUUAUGAUCUUUAUGAAGGAUAAAAUAUUACGGGAUAAUGACAAAAUAAAUGAAAAUCCAAUGUCUCUAAUUAUUUCAGCCUUGUUCCGCCCCUCAGAUGUGUGUGGCAAACCAAAGUUCAUUUGAGGAAGUAUUUUUGCUAGAUGGCCUCAGAGGGUCCACAAGCGCUGUUAGCUGUCGGUGCAUCGAUCCUCGCCGCUCUUGUUACAGGGUGCCCAACAUCCAGGUGCUCAACUGGGGGACUACUUAUGAGAGAGCUGUUGAUGUGGGUCUGUGCGUUGGCUCAUGCAGCAAA